GCCGUUGCUUCGCCGCGGCCGUCAACAAACACCACCCGGCUCACCUGUGUUGUUGACCCGCCUGUCCUUUACCUCUCUUAAUCACCUUGGACACCUCAUUAACACCUUCCUACCACUUAGAUAACACGAGAAAACCACACACUCUACCUGGUCCUCCGUGUGUGUGUGUGUGUGUGUGUGUGUAGCAGCAUCCAGUUCUUCAGCAUCUCCGUAUUCUCUCAGGCAUGACGAAUUGACAGACAAGAUGAUGUGUUCUCUGUGGGGGAGGCUGCCAGGGGUGUGCGGGGGUGCAUCACGCCCCCACCUGCAGCUCCUGUGCCCCAGCCUCGGCCUCCCCACACCUGCCACCAAACACCUGCCGUCCACACCCGCCACACACACCCAUCAUGGCAUUAAAAGAACGUUCUGUACAAAUUUUUAUUCAUCGUCACCAUUAUCGGAGUUUGGUGCGGCGAGAGAAGGGAGGGGCGUGUGGGCAAAAGGAGGGUGUGUGUGGGGGGUGAAGGGGGUGAGGGGGAUCAGUCUAACAGCUCCCCGACAUAUGUUCUGGGAGAAGGAUCCGAAGGGUGGCUAUGGCAAGGAGAUAAAGAAGAGCCACAAGGAGCUGAUACGCGACGGCCUCAAGGAACUGCGGCAGGAGAUGUCCAAGUGGCAGGAAGAGAUGAACGAUAAGUUUGACAUGGACCCGAUAUUUGUCCUGCCGGGUGACAUGCAUAAGGUGUGGGUGCUGGACCGGCAGGAGGCGCUGGACAAGUUUGUGGUGACCUGCGACAGUGACCACGGCGAGGGCAAGAGCUCCGCCUCCCUCACCCUCUCCCCCAGCGGUCACGGCCUCUUCUCCGGCGAGCUGUGCACUGAGGUUCCUAAAGAUGGGAGAAUAACGAAGGCCGGCUACUGCAACUUGAAGUCCAUCAGGCCGAGGAAGUCCUUCAAGCGUGAGGUGUACCACAACUGGAUCGACUUCAACAUGCUGGAGAUAAGGCUGCGCGGAGACGGGCGAUCCUACCUCCUCAACAUCACCUGCUCCGGCUACUAUGACCUAAUGUGGAACGACAUCUACACCUACCCCCUCUACACCCGCGGCGGCCCCCACUGGCAGCUGACCAGGAUCCCGUUCUCCAAGUUCAUCCUGAGCAGCAAGGGGCGUGUGCAGGACAAGCAGUCACCCAUGCCCCAAAGUCAGGUGGUGUCCGUUGGCAUCUCCGCUGGUGACCGCUCCAAUGCGCCGUUCCGCCUCGAAAUCGACUACAUCGGCGUGUACAAAGACCCGGACCACACCGAGACCUUCGCCUACGAGAUGUACACACACGAAAAGUUCAUGCUCGGCUCGUGAGGGGGCUGUGUGUGCAUGUGUGAGUGCGUCUGUGUGUGCAGUAGGCGUAGGGUGAUGUUACAUGUAAAUACGGUGAUGUGACGUGCUAAAGACUCAGGACGCAGUGUAAGUAUGUCUCCAAGAUGUUUACCUGUGGCCCAAGGAAGGUGAUGUGUAAGGUAGCUUGGGUUGUACAGGUGUGUGUGUAAAUACUAGUUAUGAUCCUGUUGUUAUGUCUUGAUAGUUUACAGACGCAAUGCAGUGUUGAUAUGACUUGUUAGAUGGGCAUUGAGGUGCAGGGCAAGUAAUAACUACAUUUAAGCAGUAGCGUAAAUAUAGUCGAGUGGGAGAGACUCAUAGCCUGUCCAACUCCAUAACGGAAAAAAAGAAAACGAAGAAGAAAAAGAAGAGCAGCAUAAGUAAGGACUCAACCAAUCAUAAAAGCAAGCCAGAUGGAUUGUAAAGAGAGCAAAAAUGUUAAAGGUUAAUGAUCACAAGAGCGAAAUAUAUUAUAAAUGAACUAGCAAAAACUGGAUAGACCUGUAACUGUCUGGAGCCUUAUGACUGAAAGUUUGCAUGAGGAAAGUAAUGUUUGUAAAGAAUAUGGAAGAAAAGGUUAAGCAGUUUAAACGCUGAUUCGAAUCCCCAUGCUACCACCUGGGAUUAUUCAGUCACUGCCGAGUGGCCUAAGAUUACCCACAUGCUGUCCUGAAGACCACCCAUCAACCCGGACUUAAGGCCUAUAUCAAGGUUCAUAGGCAUUCUUUCAAGUACUCAGUCUGCUUUUUUAUGAACUGAAGGUAAUUUAAUGUACAGACAAUGUAUUAAACCCCAGCCAAAUAAGGUGUCUGCCACUGAUAUUUUGUACAAUCCUUGGAGAGAAAUACACUGCGAUGAUUUUAUUUCUGUAUUU
Eriocheir sinensis (Chinese mitten crab) is the source of this 2225-nucleotide messenger RNA. Its product is annotated as complex I intermediate-associated protein 30, mitochondrial-like. Lineage: Eukaryota; Metazoa; Arthropoda; Malacostraca; Decapoda; Varunidae. The coding region runs from base 245 to 1333 and encodes 362 amino acids. Gene Ontology annotation, biological process: mitochondrial respiratory chain complex I assembly; mitochondrial electron transport, NADH to ubiquinone. Gene Ontology annotation, cellular component: mitochondrion. The transcript is spliced from 7 exons. The record is from RefSeq and is a predicted model, not a curated record.